AUGUCAACGGCAGCCCACGCAGCAACACCUACAGAAGCAGAAUCGCCAGCGCAAGUAGUUGCAGCAGAAUAUAUUCAAACUUCACCGGUUUGGCUUUCCAAGAUAAAAGGCCCCGAAUACAUAGCUAAAGGCUACCCUUAUGAAGAAGAUAUCAAGGCUGGACCGCUCCCCAAGUCAGGCUUUAAAUUCAACCUGAAAGCUUACCCGGAAACUAAUAAGCAGCCACCAGUCAACCAUCCUGAGGUGCAAGCCGUCAUCAAACAGUUAGAUUUCACAAAAGUGGGCACCGCUAUACCACGUACAGUUAAAGAUUGGGUUUUAGACAUAACUCAUUAUAAUGCUCUGGAGGAUCCCGAUUGUUGGUGGUCUGCCAGUAUCUGUAAAAAACCCAAAAUCGCAUUUAUUCCUGAAGAUAUCUAUGUUUGUCCUAACAAGGGUGACUGGGGGCUGAACUACGACGAUGGCCCAUACAAAUUUGGAUAUCCUACUACUGAAAAAGAUAAGGAAUUUGAUCAGCCAAGGUUCUACAAUUUCCUUGUUGAUUCAGCAAACAAACAAAAGGCAACUCUUUUCUUCGUUGGUUCCAAUCUCGUCAAGUUCCCUAUUGCUGCUCAGAGAGCCUUACAUGAUGGUCACACUAUCUGCUCUCAUACCUGGUCUCAUCCUCAAAUGACAAGUUUGACCAACGAAGAAGUAGUUGCACAACUUUAUUGGACUCAGAAGGCUAUUAAAGAAUCACUUGGUAUCACACCGAAAUGCUGGAGACCUCCUUAUGGUGAUGUUGAUGAUCGUGUUCGUUCUAUUGCAUGGCAAAUGGGUAUGAGAACCAUUCUCUGGGAUCAAGAUUCAAAUGAUUGGAAUUUGCAACAUGAAAAUAGUAAUGCGACAAUUAUGAUUUCAGAAAAAUGGUUACCUCAGCUUCAAAAAAGCUUCAAUGUGAUGCCAAUCCACCAAUGUAUUAAUGAGCCUCAUCCUUAUUGGGAAGAAUCUUGGGUAUACCCUACAUUGGACUCACCAGAUCCUCCUCAUUACCCGCGUCCCAAAAAACAUCUAAAUACGCUAUUUCACUCAGAAUCUAUACGUCAGAUUCAGCUGUAUAAUAAUAAUCCACGAAAUACGUAUGUUCCCAACAAUGCCUAA
Messenger RNA from Mucor mucedo, 1140 nucleotides. RefSeq lists its product as uncharacterized. Gene Ontology annotation, biological process: carbohydrate metabolic process. The transcript is spliced from 4 exons. Gene Ontology annotation, molecular function: chitin deacetylase activity. Lineage: Eukaryota; Fungi; Mucoromycota; Mucoromycetes; Mucorales; Mucoraceae. The record is from RefSeq and is a predicted model, not a curated record. The coding region runs from base 1 to 1140 and encodes 379 amino acids. Gene Ontology annotation, cellular component: membrane.